AUGAUGGUCUCGCAACUAUAUAGUAGACUCUCUCUACGAUAUACCCUCUAUUACUAUCUUGUCUUAUCAUCAUCCUUAUUCACUCCACAGAAGCACCAUGUUGCAGUGGCCCAACCAUCAUCAUCAGCGUUUGGCGGUGAACUUGCCUUUUUCCAGACCCCCCAGAUGACACCCAAUGUCUCCCACCGUCAAGACGUUUGUGAUUUGUACGAUGCGAUACGAAAUGGGACCACGGAACUCAAGGAGAGUCUGAGGGGCAGGCAAUUGAAUAUUUUAGUGGGAGCCUACGAGGAUUCCUUUUUUCGAUACUCGCGCAUCGAAGGCAUUGAUCCCGUCUAUCCGGGAAUUGCCGCUGUACUAUUAGAUGAAUUGGCUCGAAGAGCUGGAUUCACCUGGCGCAAUUCGUUUGGAAUUAACAUGGAGGCAAAGGGAGAAGCCUACAAUGAAACUUGGACGGAUUUGUUGGAGUGGGGCAUUCAUGCUUACGAUUUGUCAGUAGAUUGGUGGCCUCGGAAUUUGGAACGACUGGAACGAGGCGCCGCCUUUACCCAAGAAUGGUACGAUUCGAGCAUUAUCUUGAUUGGCAAACAAGCAAAAACUGUAUCCGCCACAACACGCAAAUUGUCCGUGACGGAUUAUUGGAAUUGGCUCAAGCCGUUUUCCUGGGAAGUGUGGUUGACCACUCUAGCAACCAUUCUCUUGUCCGGACUGGUAUUUCAAAUAUUGGAAUGGUUGAACGGGAAUCGGGGCGAUCGGAAACUAUUGGCAUGGUGGACGGAGAAUUUGUUUUUGAGUGCCAUCAAUGCCACACAAGCCUACGAAUAUGGGACACCCAAGGGCUCGCCUUCCAAGAUUUUUUGUUUCAGCAUGGCGCUGUGGAGUUUGAUUUUAACAGCCACCUAUACGGCCAACUUGGCUUCUUUGUUGGUAGAAAAUCAACUGCCCCAGGUCCGUGUCAUACAAUCCUUGCAAGAAGCCGUCGUCUUUGAGUAUCCCAUUUGUACCUGGGAAGGAACUAAUGCGGACACCUAUGUCAAGGAACUCUUUCCGGAUGCCAUUCGAAAACCCAAAAAGACAUUGGAAGAAAUGUACCAGGGAUUGCACAAUGGAGAAUGUGCCUAUGCGAUUGAAGUCAUACAACAAUGGCUCAUCAAUCAACGGGUCCAAAAAUUUAAUCCCUACUGCGAUUUGGAAUGGGUCGGGAAUGGCAAGGUGGUCAGUGCCAGUGCGGCGGGAUUUGCCACCAGCACGGAUGCUGGAUACAAAUGCACCGGAUUGAUUCGAGAUGUCAUUAACAUUCACAUGGAAGAAAUGAUCUACGAUGGCUUCUUGAGGGAUGCCUGGGAAGUAGAGAAUUCAUUGAGUCAGGAAGUGGAUUGCAAUACCUUCAAGCCGGAACAAUUUUUGAGCAGCAACAUUGGGAGUAACACGGGAACGACGGACAGUGAUACUGGUGAUACUACAGGGGAACGACGAAGAAGGUUGGAAGUGGCAAAGAGAAGGUUGGAGGUAGCCAAGAAAUACAACUCGAGGGGGUUGUCGGUAACACACGAUGGAUUGAGUGGAACCCAUCGUCGACUCAAGGCAUCGUCCAAAUCCGCGGCGUCCUCAGCAGGUGCACUAGAAGGAAGCUCGGAUACUAGCAAUCAGAUGGAACUACCGGCCAUGUUGGGAACUUUUUUCAUUCAUUGGGCAUUCAUGUUCGUAGCUGUUGUAGCAGGAGUUAUCAAAAAGUACAAUCGAGCGAGAAAGGGCAAGGAUGUUAUUGUACCAACAAAAGAAAUCAUCAAAGAAGAACAAGACAGCGACCAAGCGGGCAGUAAUCAAACGGAAAAAUAUCAUGAAGAAACCGUUCGCAUGAAGGAUGAACUGCAGUGGCAGAUGGAAGAUCUGCUGUUUACCUUUCAACGAUCCAAGGCGACUUUGGUCAAGGAACAAGAAGAAUUGCAAUGGAAAAUGGAUCAAUUGAAGGGAGUAUUGGACGAAAAGAAUCGUCGAGAUUCGAUGACACAAGACGAUUUGCGAAGUCUGUAA
Messenger RNA from Cylindrotheca closterium, 2034 nucleotides. The record is from the annotation of a GenBank genome assembly. NCBI's taxonomy places the organism in Eukaryota, Bacillariophyta, Bacillariophyceae, Bacillariales, Bacillariaceae.